This is a messenger RNA of Linum tenue, 246 nucleotides long. NCBI's taxonomy places the organism in Eukaryota, Viridiplantae, Streptophyta, Magnoliopsida, Malpighiales, Linaceae. The record is from the annotation of a GenBank genome assembly.
AUGCGUAGGUUCGAGCAUGGCAUCAGCUUUCUUCGCGUCGUUGGAGCGGUGUUCCUGCAUCAACCUCUCCACCUCCGACGACGCCGACGACGCCUUGGAAGCCCAAGACCGUCCCCUCAUGUUCUCCAACUCCAUCUCCAAGUCCAAUUCCUCCUCCGCCCCCAUCUUCUCCACCGCCAUCGAUCCCGUCGUUUCUCUUCGUGCCUGAGAGGAGAUCCUUCGUCGUUGAUUUGUCUUUUGCCUUGA